AUGGAUGGCCGAAGACUCCCGUCCGAUUACUUGGGUCGCUACAGCGGUGCGACUUCCUGUGUACCAGAGAUUGCGCUCACUGAUGUUCCAAAGACACCGGUUGGACCUGCCGUCUAUGCAGCUGCCCCUGCUACAGGGCAAAGGCCAGAGAAGGAGCUGCCCAAAACACAAACACCACGGUACGACCCACGAAGGUGGUCCCUUCGUAAGAAGCUGAUCGUUGCUUCCGUGGUCGUCGUGGUAAUCGUCGUCACGAUCGUAGGCGCUGUGGAAGGCGUCCGAGCCAAUCGAUACCCCGACUACACUCCCUUAAACUACAAGUUGGUGGAUACGUACGAAGGGCAGUCAUUCUUCGACAAUUUUGAUUAUUUCUCCGACGAAGACCCGACCAAAGGUUUUGUAGUAUACGUCGAUGAAGGGACCGCCGAGUAUCUUAACCUCACAUUCGCUACAGAUACCUCGGCGAUACUACGUGUCGAUUCUUCAACCCCGAAUGCGCCGGAUGGCCGCAACUCCGUGCGGAUCGAGUCCAAGUCUACCUACGAUACGGGGCUUUUUAUCUUCGAUAUCCUCCAUACCCCAUAUGGCUGCGCCACAUGGCCCGCCCUAUGGCUUACUGACGGGUACAACUGGCCUAAUAACGGAGAGAUCGAUGUAGUGGAAGCGAAUAACAAGGGUAUGGAAGGCAACGAAAUCACCCUGCAUACAAUCGCGGGCUGCUCGAUGGACGUCAAGCGCAAAGAGACCGGGUCCUCCCGUUAUACAUCGUGUGGCGAUGACACCCAUGGCAAUUCUGGCUGUGGUGUACAGGGAGAUCCAGCUACAUAUGGUCCGGCGUUCAAUAACCUGGGAGGCGGAGUAUAUGCUCUCGAGCUCCGCGAUGCUGGAGUUCGCGCCUGGUUCUGGCCGCGAGACUCUAUUCCGGGCGAUAUCACGAACGCUUCCGGAGUCCCUAAUCCAGCUAUUUGGGGUACGGCCCUAGCGGACUUCCCUAGUACCGACUGCAAUAUUGCUUCGCACUUCCGCAACCAGAGUAUUAUUGCUAACAUUGAUCUAUGCGGCGAGCUCGCUGCCCAGCCUCAGUACUAUGAGAAGCUAUAUAGCUGCCCUGGCACCUGCUCUGACUUCGUGGCCAAUAAUUCGGAGGAGUUUAAUGAGGCAUAUUGGGAGUUUAAGAGUUUCAAGGUCUACCAGGCAGUAUGA
Molecule: messenger RNA, 1203 nt
Organism: Penicillium riverlandense
Lineage: Eukaryota; Fungi; Ascomycota; Eurotiomycetes; Eurotiales; Aspergillaceae
Product: glycoside hydrolase family 16 protein
Exons: 3
Coding region: 1-1203 (400 amino acids)
Biological process (GO): glucan catabolic process
Molecular function (GO): hydrolase activity, hydrolyzing O-glycosyl compounds
Source: RefSeq, a predicted model, not a curated record